AUGGAUUCUUCUCAUUCAACAAACUCACCCAUCACCGCCAUCCACCCAGACAUAAUUCAAUCUCACAUUCUCUCCCGACUCGACGGCACAUCUCUCACUUCCGCCGCCUCCACCGCCUCUCACCUCAACCGUCUCUGCACCGAACACCGCCUCUGGCAAAAAAUCUCCACUGCCAUGUGGCCUUCUCUCAAUGAUCCUCUCGCCACGUCACUCAUCUCCACCUUCCCAUCAUCUCACCGUUCAGUUUUCUCCGAUUCCUUCCCCUCCGUCGAUUACUCCUCUUCCUGUACUUCUCCAUCAAUCUCAACAACAUCACCGACGAGAGAAUUAAUCUCCGCUGUCGAUUUAUACUACAAGGGCAAACCCGUCUUUUCAAAAAUCCUCCGCACGGAAACUCUUAAUGGAUGGUUCUUAUGUUCACCUCUAUGGAUUGAAAUUCUCGACCCAAACGAAGUUAUUCAGACAAAUAUAAAAUUCGAGCAAAACGACGUCGUAGAGUGGCUUGAACAAAAUCUAACAUUAAGCUGGAUUAUGAUUGAACCGACACGUAAGCGAUCUUUGAACCUAUCUAGCCGGUUACCGGUUACCGUGAGACGUCACUGGCUGACGGGGGAGUUUGAGGUUUUAUACGCUGUGGUAAUGGGAUUAGUGCAAUGCACGAUAAAGGUCACGUGCUGUGGGAAAGCUGGGGGAGAGAUGCACGUGAGGGAGGUGAGUUUUAGUAUGGAGGAUAUGGAUGGAAGACACGUGGUUGGGAGGGAUAGUUUGGUAAUUUUGCAAGGGGCGAUGGAGAACGGUGAGAGGAAGAAGAUGGAUGUUGAGAAAACGAAGGAAAGGUUUGAGGGAUUCUGUUUGAUGAAGAGAGAGAGGAGAGAGAGAAAGUUGAGGAGAGAGAAAGCGAUGGAUAUGUUUAUUAUGUUGGUCGCUAUCGUUAUUUUUGGUUUUCUUUUUCGGUUUGUGAGGUUUUGGGUUUGA
Messenger RNA from Vicia faba (fava bean), 975 nucleotides. The record is from the annotation of a GenBank genome assembly. NCBI's taxonomy places the organism in Eukaryota, Viridiplantae, Streptophyta, Magnoliopsida, Fabales, Fabaceae.